AUGAGUAUCUGGACAUUUGUGAUUUCUGAGCAGUUUGGCAUGCAACACUCAUCAGCGAACGUCCAUGAGCAUGAGCCCACCAUAUUCGGCGUAUCCACCGAAGAAUUCGACUACCAAGUUUCGCCCGGACCCGCCAUGGCCAUUGAAGCUGUCCACAGUCUUGCCACUGCUGUGACCUUCGGCGACUCUCCCGAGGUCCUAACCACUUGCUUAAACACGACCAUGGCAGGAAGCUUGACCUAUGAGCAAGCAACCGACAUGAAGUGGAAGUGCAACGAGAUCAGCACCCUUGUAGCCAACAACAUCGACAUCUGUUCUUCCAUCAACAUCUCCAAACCUACCUCCCAUGGCGAGUCCGAUCUCUCCAAGCGUUAG
This is a messenger RNA of Aureobasidium subglaciale EXF-2481, 375 nucleotides long. RefSeq lists its product as uncharacterized. The coding region runs from base 1 to 375 and encodes 124 amino acids. The transcript has 2 exons. NCBI's taxonomy places the organism in Eukaryota, Fungi, Ascomycota, Dothideomycetes, Dothideales, Saccotheciaceae. The record is from RefSeq and is a predicted model, not a curated record.